AUGAUAGGCCCCGAGACCUCCAUCAUCCGGGUGGCGGGCGCGGGCUUUCGACUCUCGCUGCUCCUCAACGCGGCAGCAUGUCAACUUGCACAGUCCAGAAUAGAGAUUCACAGUAUCGCCAAGGGCAUCUCGCUCUUUGCCUUGACACUGAAGCAUCUUGGGCAGGCCCUCGAAAAAACAGAACUCGGCCGAACCCACGAGGCAACUGAGAAGGCCUGGGAAAUCGCCAGCCAGGGACAGAUGGUCUUCGUCGAAAUCGAGCACAUGCUGGACAAACUGCAAGGCACAGAUGCCCACGAGGAUUUGAGCAGGAUUCCAGUGCAGGAAAGACUGAAGUGGUGUUUUCGAAAACAGCACGUCACUUACCUCUUAGCGCAACUGGACUCUCUCAAACUGAGCUUAAUCGUGAUGACGCGGAUCCUGCAACUGGGUGACUUACUCAAGUCAGUGAACGAAGGCGCCAACUUGACGGCCUCGGGACUCGCCGCAGAGGAUCUUAUUGCACAAGAAAAAGCCGAGAUGCAGAACAUGAUCAUUGUCAGAUACUGGUCUUUGAAACGCCUAGAUCGCCUAUGGGAUUUCGUCGCGCAGGAGGCUGUGGAUGCUGCGAAUGAUCCGACGAACCAGAAGAUCAUAUCCAACCAUUCCUCAAGCACGGCCUCUGCGAUGAGAUCAUUAGUGACGGCAGCUAAAGGCUCGGAUCUCUCGAAACUUCCGGUGGUGACAUUUGGAGACAGUGACGUGGGAUUGGCUAAUCUGGAACGAUCACCAAAGGACAUGGUUCAUCUUUCAGAGGGGGCAAUGAAUCGCUUGUUGCUGAUUUGGGUACCAUCGCUGGAUUCUUCACUGCUGUUAGCUGUCAGGAAGCCAUCGCCAGAUAAAACGAAGUCCAGUCAGCCGCGGGCAUAUGUUUCGUCUGAUAGUGACGACGACUCGGACGAUAUCGACUGGGAUGGCCAUAGCUCCCACGGUUAUUAUCUCGAAGGCACGACGAAUAAUUGGCGCAAGCCUCAUUCACAAGAGGCCCGCAAGCAUGCAGCCGAGCUACGCCAGAGAUAUUCCAGCUACCAGGCACAUGUUGAAAGCGAUCCCGAGGCCGAUGAGCGCCAACGGCGUCGAGCAGGAGCUCGUUCCAAGAAUCCGAGAAUAACCGAUUCCAGUGACGAAGGCGAGCAACGAUCUACAUCUCGUCAACCACCGAAGAAUGUUACCAUAAACGACAAUCGCAGUUCUUCGUCGAGAUACCCGCCUAGUCCAGUCUCAGACCGAGGGCCAUCAACGUACACCUUCCAGCCGCCUCCACCACCACCACCAACCCAGUCUAUCCCUCGUUCACAAGGACCUCCUCCACAAAGCAAGCCCGCGCCAAUUCAUAUCCCCGGACCUCCUCUACAACCCUAUCGAUACCACCCAAGCCAAGACUUCACCAAGACGGCACCGCGAUCAAUUCCAAAUCCCCAGCCCAAUGUACCUGCAGGGUCAAUGCCCAUCCCGUCACCACGGGCCACACCACCGGGUCAAUUUGAUGGCCGACAGCAGAACUACAACAGCAACAACUACAACAACCUCCUGCAACCACGGCCCCACCCCUCGGCGUACCCGCUUUCUACCUCAUCACCCGAGUCUAGCUUCAGCGUCCGACCCUCGCCGCCUCGUUCCGCACAACGGUCUCCGAGCCGCUCGCACCGGCGAUCCUCACGUGAAGAAGCGAAGGAACGACACAAGGCUUUGACUCGCAGCGCCACUCGCGGAUUGGCGGGAAUCGGCGCGAUUGCAGGGUUCAUGGAUGCGCUCGAGGCGUUUACGUUACUAUGA
This is a messenger RNA of Penicillium subrubescens, 1815 nucleotides long. RefSeq lists its product as uncharacterized. The transcript has a single exon. Lineage: Eukaryota; Fungi; Ascomycota; Eurotiomycetes; Eurotiales; Aspergillaceae. The record is from RefSeq and is a predicted model, not a curated record. The coding region runs from base 1 to 1815 and encodes 604 amino acids.